GAAGUAAGAUCAAUAUCAACAACCUGAGUUUACAACUCAAGUCGAACUUCGCUGCAGUAGCGGAUAAUAUUUUUGAAGUUAUUGUUGUAACUUCUUACGCUUUAAUAUUGCCCGGUGCAUUAUGGGGGAAGCUUCAGCCCGUGCGCUGUGGCGGCGGUUUAUCUCUGUGCUCAAACUCAAUGGCUAGUUUGGAGAUAGGUUAGCUCACUUUCUGUCAGCUGACUGGCUUGAACUCACUUUGGCCGUCUCGGGCAGAAAACUGUCGUCUGAUAUGCUCGGAUAUUGCUUUCGGGUUAGUUUGAACACUGACGUAGGCUUAGUCAGAGAGUGUGCUCGCUGCUGUUGACGCGUCCCGGUACAGUCGUCUUUGCAAUGAUCCUGCAGCUGCUGCCACCAGUCAUCUAGCUGGCUCCUCUCCUCCUGUCCCCCCUCCCUUAAUGGCUCACUGCGGCUCCUCCGAGCCCAGCGCAAAGGUACAGGCCCCGCACCCGGACAGCAUCCUGCCCCCACAGGACGGCGUAGACCAGAGCAUGAAGCCGGUGCUGUUUGAGAUCUUCGGCGAGCUUUGGACCGUGCAGUCGCGUCUCGGCCAGGGAGUCUCGGCCUCGGUGUACCGGGUCAGUUCGGGCAGAGCCACUGCAGCUGUGAAGGAGUUUCAAGCCGACACUCAGGGAGGAGAUUACGGGUAUCACAAGGAGAGGUCCGUGCUGGAAGACAUCCAGGGGCAUAAAAACAUUGUCACACUGUAUGGAGUGUUUACCAACCACAGCUCUAUGGGUGUCACCACACGCUGUCUUUUGCUGGAGCUCCUGGAUGUCAGCGUGUCUGAGCUGCUGGUGAGACGCAACAGUAGUACCCAAGGUGUAAGAGCCCAGCAGGGCCACUCCAUGUGGCUUGUCCAGCACUGUGCCAGAGACAUCCUCGAGGCUCUCGCCUUCCUUCACAAAGAAGGCUACGUCCAUGCAGACCUCAAACCACGCAACAUCCUCUGGAGCGCUGAUGACGAGUCCUUCAAGCUCAUCGACUUUGGCCUCAGCUUCAAACAGGGAAACCAGGAUGUCAAGUACAUCCAGACAGACGGGUACCGCGCACCGGAGGCUGAGCUUCAGAACAGCCUGGCUCAGGCGGGGGUGGAAAUGGAGGGAGACUCGGGCUGCACGGCCGCCGUCGACCUGUGGAGCUUGGGCAUCAUCCUGCUGGAGAUGUUCUCAGGAAUCAAACUCAAAGACACCGUCCGCUCGCAAGAGUGGAAGGAUAACAGCUCUGCCAUUGUAGACCAUGUCUUUGCCAACAACAGCCUGGCAUGCCCUGCCAUCCCCGUCUAUCACCUCAGAGACCUUAUCAAAAGCAUGCUUGUCACCGAUCCAAAACAAAGAUGCACAGCUGAAACUGCCCUGCUGAGCCCAUUCUUCAGUAUUCCCUUUGCACCUCACAUUGAAGACCUGGUUCUGCUGCCUUCUCCUGUUCUGCGUCUGCUCAACCUAAUCGAUGACAGCCACCUGCACAAUGAGGAUGAAUAUGAAGAUAUCCUGGAGGACAUGAAAGAGGAGUGCCAGAAGUACGGAUCCGUGGUUUCUCUGCUCAUCCCCAAGGAGAAUCCAGGGAAAGGACAGGUGUUUGUGGAGUAUGCCAACUCCAGCGACUGCAAAGAGGCUCAGAGGCUGCUGACAGGCCGCACCUUUGAUGGAAAGUUUGUCGUGGCUACCUUCUACCCUCUGAGCGCCUAUAAAAGAGGUUACCUCUAUCAGACUGUCCAGUGAACUUUUAAAUCCUCAAUUUACACCUCAGCAUAGUUUGCAUGUUAAAAACACAACUGCAAAGGUCACCAAUGAGUAGCUGCCCUGCAGUUUAAGCUCUUUCAGAUAUGAGUGAGUGUAGUUCUGCAUGCAGUUUUCUACAGCAAAUCUGUGUUUCAUGCAGAGUGCAAACUGAGCUGUGGUGAGCCUCCGCCUUCAGUCUGUGUGCUCUUUUUUUAUCCAUCCAGUGCUUUAAUAUAUACUAGAUCUGUCUCAUUUAAUAUCUGUUAGCCAGAGGCCUGCGUUCUGGGGACCGCAGUGCCUGUUCGAGCUUCCGUAUCACUUUCAUUCACUCAUAAAACCUCCCAUCAGAGUUGCAAGAUGAAAUAUUACAGCUCUGCACUGCAUUUAAAAACUUCUAAAGGACAUCUCACUUGAUAAAUAUAUAGAUAGAGACUUUAUUUCAUCAGCUUUAUACAGAAUGCUGCUAAAAACAUGUAGCAGAUGUUAAGUAGUAAUUUAAAGGGAGUUUUAUGCAUCAAACUCAAAACUAAUGACAAAACACCCUGAAAAUCACACCCCUUCAAAGUGGAAAAUUUACUGUGGUGAAAGCAUUCUAUUAAUAUUGCCUAUUUAUAUAUCUUUUUAGGUUAAACAUUUUAGAGGAAAUGACAUGGUACCAGGGGAAUAUCCAGGUGUCUUCUGCCUGUUUUCAGGGAGAUAUUGUUUGACUAAUGCUUCCACUAGCUGGUAGUUUUCACUCACUAACUCACUGCCAUUAUCUGAGCAAGCCGAGGGGUCUCUGCACCCUAUCCUGUAGCCUUAUGCAUCGUAGCCUUUCAUUUAAAGCCAAUGUGCUCUAUUAUCUAUUUUGAUUAUUUUUAUUGUUUGUGAAACUCUUCAGAAAAACACGCAGUAAGCAUAGUUGUUGUGUUUUUUCACUGCAACACACAAGCAAGAAAAUUAAGAGAUAAAACUGAAGAACUAGUAGGUAAAUAAGUCUGUGAACAAAAAAUGGUUCCAGCAGAGGUGAAAAUGUCUUCUAACUUCCUCUAACUUGAGCCAGUGAUGUGUUCCGUUUACCUCGUAGUUUUGUAGUCCGGAGCCAAAGCAUCAACCAGAUAUUGGAUGCAGAUGUGUGCAGUGGGGCAUUGGAGAUUACCCUGAACAAGUGGUGUAAAGCCACUACCUGGAGGAUAUUUGUAGCCUCUUUCAUUAUCACUUUUUUUUUUAAGACAAUCUUGAGUUGGUACAGUCCGUGUUGCUGUCAUCACUGUUUUUAAAUCUUGCACAUUGUGGCUUUAAAGGCUGUGCAGCACUGUUGCAAGGUGAAGGCUACUAUACUAACUAGAUAAGGUUUAAUAUAUGACAAGCUUCCAGUGUGUUGGUGCAUGAUCCAGGUGAUUGAUUGUACACUGCCAGCCCAGUGUUGUAGCAUCAUCGUCCUUUGGUAGCACUUUUCAUACUAAAGUCAGUUUCUUGAAAUGCUGCUUUUUGCAUGAUGAGGAAAAACAAAGAAAACAAAACAUGUAGCCUUGAGAUAAAGAUUUCCUGGAGCCAACAAAGUUAAUAAUUUGCAUCUUUUAGCAGCAGGUUUUGGUGUUUUUGCAGUGGAAUGUGUUUUUUGUUUUCUUGGGGUUUUUUUCUUCCUUUACUGGGUUUAUAGUAAACACCAAGACCGCUCUGAAAGUCUUUUUGAAACAUCAGACAAUUUCUACACAAGUGCCCUAUGACAUUCACAGGCUAGCUAACUAACCAAAAUGCUGCUACAACAGCUGAUUGUGCUACAGCUGCAUGUGCUUAUAGCUAAAGCCUUUGCUGAUGCCUUAUGAAAUAACCUCCUUCCAGCAGUUUUAGUGUCCACACAAAUUAAAGUGGACUGUUACCAACAAUAACCUGGAACAAAUCAUUUUUCUCUAUUCCUUCAUUAGUUGCUCACUGCUAAUUUUUCUUCUUAUAGCUUAAGUAGCUAUUAAUCAAAAGCUCGAAGCUACAUUUGACAGUGCAGGUGUUAGCUGCGGUAAACACUAAUGCUAAUAAUGCAAGAUUCUAGAAGUGAAAUUCCCGUUAUAUUCUUCAUGUUGAUUUUGAUCGUGAGCUGUAAUUUUGUAACCAUCCAAAGCAGACUGGCUACAGGCGACAACAUUAUGAAGCAGUGCUGUGUGCUCCUGUAGAAAGCAGAUAGCAACCUUGUCUUAACAAAAAAAAAAAAAAACAUUUUAUUCAUAGUAGAGUAAAAUGGAAAAGAACUACUUCACCCACAAUCAUGACCUAAAUCCUCAAAUUCUGACUUGAAUCCUUCUUGAAAUGGAAAAGCCGCAAACAGUGAUUCCAGGCAGGAACAAAGCCCUUUACUCUAUUGAGAACUUCUACUUUACUACAUACGCAAACACCAACUACAAAAUAUAUUGACAGCUAUUAUUUUACAACACUAUGAUGGGGAACACGAUUAAAUUCAAUUCAAUUCAAUUCAAUUCAAUUCAAUUUUAUUUAUAUAGCGCCAAAUCACAACAAAAGUCGCCUCAAGGCGCUUUAUAUUGUACAGUAGAUAGCACAAUAAUAAAUACAGAGAAAAACCCAACAAUCAUAUCAUAUGACCCCCUAUGAGCAAGCACUUUGGCGACAGUGGGAAGGAAAAACUCCCUUUUAACAGGAAGAAACCUCCGGCAGAACCAGGCUCAGGGAGGGGCGGCCAUCUGCUGCGACCGGUUGGGGUUCAAGAAGGCUGAAAGUUGUUUCCUCUGGAAUCUGGGGUGUGCAGUGCAUUGUGGGAUGUCUAGUUCCUUCUCCGUUAAAAGUAACUUAUGCACAUAUUAUUGUACCUUUUGCUUUUUUCCCUUUAUUGUUUUUACCAUAGUAAAUCUUUUUGUGGUAUUUUUUUGUUUUUAUGAUUCCCCUCGUAGCUGGUUGGCUUGAUUUGAGGCUUAAAACUCUUUAACUUUCUGAACAACAACGUGUAAAGUCCUUUGAGUGCUUAGAGUAGAAAAGCACUAUAUGAGAACCAGUCCACAUAACUGGAGAAAAUGAAUGGGAUAUUCACUUCUAGAACCGGAGCCCUUAGAAACAUGGGUGGUUACUGUUGAACUAGCAACAGCUAGCAACAAAACACCUUUGAUUAUAUUAAACUGAACAAAGGUUUUUUGUUUUGUUUUUUUGCUCAAAGUUACCCUUACAGUUGAGCCGUUAUGCUUUUCCUUGUUUUCUGCCACUGAGGGCAGAUUUCCAUAAUAUAUCUUGUGUUUUAUGAGGGUUAGCUAGUCAGAAGAAAUUUGGCUCAAAGGGAGAGGAAACGAUUUGUUUCAGACAGGGUCGACUGAAGAGUAAGGCUCAGAAUGUGGUAAAAGGAGUUAUUCUGAAGAGUGAAACAUGCAAAGUCACUGUAUUGGAGUCCAGUCAUAAUGAUAUUGAGCUGGCGUAAUAAGUCUUCUUUAAAGUCUGGUGUGUGAAAAGCAGUAGCUGGGUAUGCUGCUGAAAUAUAAAAACGUGAUAGAAACCAGAUGGUGACGUCGAUGAGGAGAAUAAGUUUAUGCAUCAAUACUCUUCUUUUCUUUUCUUUUUUUUCCUUUUUCUUUUUUUUAAAAAUAAAAUCCGAUUUCAUUUGGAUUAUACUUAAAAUAUACAAACCUAACUCAAAGAGAAACAGCAGUGUUAUCCUUGGAAAGGUCUAAAGAUGUAUUUUUCUACAAACUUUAUGUUUUUGCCUGAAAUGUGAAUUCCAAAGUUGAGAGCAUCUCUGUUGAGUUGAGAGCUGAGAGCAUCGCUGCCCUGAAAUCUUGAUUUUUAAAACUUGAGUCCUUCCAACCACUUUAUGGUAAAGCAGGUUGUAGAUCUGUGGCAUGUAAGCACAUUAUGUAACUGUAAAACAAGGCUAAAUAAAAAAAACACCCCACAUAUUCUCACCCAGUCAGAUUAAUUAAUUGGCUUACAAAGUGUUACAAGGAGAGAUUGAAUAUUGUGAAUGAAUUCCUUGUUUAUGUGGAAAAUAGUAAGCUAUUCUCCAAAUAAAAUGGGCUGUAAGGGUGGUUUCACUACUCAUGAAUACCGGCUGGGGCCAUCCACAGUUUCUUUUGGACUGCCAGCCACAACACACAAUAAACCAGAGAAGCACAGAGACGAAGUUAAAGAUGUUCGACUGAAAAAGAACAGAACAUGAAUCCACACUGUCAUCGUUAAAGCACUGCAUCAUGGUUAGUUUCAUAUGUUUUUGUCGUAUAUAAUCAGUUGAGUUGAGUUGUGGUUUUUACUGUUAGUAGUUUAUAGUGAAAAGGGCAAAGCAGGUCUGUCUGUGGCUGCACCUUAAAAAUGAUAAUGUGACCAGCUGGCUUUUAUAAACGGAUAGAAAUACUCGUUGAUUUUAUGAAGCGUUUGUUACCUGAAUGUCUGAGUCCAGUGCUGCUCUUUAUUUCACUGGAAGCAUGAAUAUAAAAAGAAAAUGCUUCCACAGAGCUGUGAGAGAGAGACGUGGGGGGAAUCCUUUGGUAGUUUUAAAUGUCUGAGUGGAAUAUUUAUUCAGGUUGCAGGUUUUUUAAUGUGUUCGCUGAUGGUGAUGUGAGCUCUAUGAUGCAGAAACAAUGGGGGUUUUGAGUUUGUUUAUGAUUUUCUUUAUUCAUUUAGGUAAACUUGCAGUGUGGAGCUUUGUCUCCCGUGUCUGGCAGUGGAAGUCAUUUCAUCAACACUGUUAACGCAUGCUGACCAUGAUUGUUUUUAGACACAUCAUCAGAAACUCUUCUUGGAAGUUUCCUAGGUUUUUUCCACUUUCCUCUACUCUGUUUGCAUUACUGUGGUUGCUUAACUCUUCAGUUGUGGCAAACCAGUUAUUGCUGGGUAGACAUAAAACACAUUGCUACCAGUGCAUCAAAUUUAAAACUCCGGUACUCUAUGAGCAAUCAUAAGCUUAAUAAGCUUUGUGUUUAGAAAGACCUUGAAUGUGUGCCACAGUCCAGCUUUACAUUUUGAGAUUGGGUAAAGUUUAUUUAGAUUUUUGUUUUUUAAUAUCUUAGUUUAAAAAAACAUUUUUCUUUGCUCGAGGCAGAAAAGACGCUCAGCGCCGCCUCAUGCUGCUGGCACUCGCAGCAACUCGAGCAACUGAAAACGUACGCUGGCCUGAAAGUAAUCCACAGAUGGUUGUUUGGCUACAUUUUUGAAACCCUGCAGAUAGGAACUGCAUUUAUGUACUUUUAUCACUCAUAAGAGAGCAAAGUGUGAGCAAAUCAGAAUAUCCACGGUAGUGUUACGCCUCCUGUUUACGCCCUCUGAGGCUUGUAUCUCUAUCUUGUCUCUGAGGCAGCUCCUCACUUAAGACUUAAAUCCAUUAUUUUGUCUUGAUAGACUUCUUAGGCACUCAGUUAAGGUUGUUGAUUAUAAAUGUAUUUUCUUCAUUUACACGACUGCUUGUUGCAGCACUAAUGCACACUACUUUAUGUGCGAAUGCAUUAGUGUUUGAAGUAUCUGGUUCUCUGUGUGUGUGUUUGUGGCAUUAGAGCUCCUCAGAGUAUUUUAUGAUGUUGUUCAGCAGACAAAUGAAGAAUAUGAGGGUUCAGAAGUGGGCGAUGAUUUUCUCUGUCUUUCUUCCAGUUAGCUGUCCCACUUUUGACCUGCAUUUGAGUGUGUAUGCAGAGGAUUUUGAUCCUUCUUUUUCCCCCUUUUUUUCCAGUUUCAUCCUGCCUGCUCUUGUAGUCUUCCAUCCUUCUUCCCAAAUCCACUGCUGUGAUUCAAACGUGGCUCCUAAGUGCUUACUUUUCCAACUUUUUUUUAAGUUGUAGAAAAUGAGAUUUGUUCUCUGCAUAUUCCAUCUACUUCACUUAAAUUCUGGGUUUGUUUUCCUUGUAGCUGCUAGUGAAUCAAGGUGCAGCUUUAAGUCAGUCCAUUUUCUAUAUUUCUGCCAUCAAAGAUAUAUUUUUUCAGAGUGCACUUUAUCUUCACUGCACAUUUAUUGUGCAUCUAGAUAGUGUCUUAUAUGUGUGCACACCUGUGUGGAGGAUGAAAUAGCAGUGAAAAAGUUAAAGCCUUCUAGCUGUGUGCAUGGCGUGAUAUGUAAUAUGUGGUGGGACUAUACUGCUCCAUCAGCAUGUGUGUAUGUGUGUGGUGAUAUGGCUCUAUAUACCAGUUUGCUUGCAAAGGCAAUCGAAAAAUUCUUUGAAAUGACAAACAGGGAGUCAGUUUAGAGCUGAAGAGUGAGUGAAUAUGAAAAAGUGUCGCCAGCUGUUUAAUCUUUAACACAACUGUUGUAUGAUGUCCUGUUAUUGAAAGCACAUUAUCAAAUGAAUAUCUUGAAAUUCUUUACAGCACAGCAGAUAAAAGCUGAAGAUUAGAUCAAAUAUAAAGAACAUCAGCUGCUUCAUUUACACAAAACAUCAACUGACAGUGAAAUGAGCGAGCUAAACGUGAGCAAGAACACUACAACAGUAGAAAUGUCCUGUUGGUUCAGUUUUUUUUGCUGAAUUUGAAUUUAACAUGCUGCAUAUUGACAAAGUGUUUAGAAAAGUGUUCUUCGUGUGAAUAAUUGUCAUUUUUCUUUUUAAAUCUUUUAAAGCUGCAAUAAUUGAUCUGAUUUUUCAAGCUAGUAAAUCCAAACAAUAAUUCUACAUGGGUUAAGGGGAAAAAAAAGCUCUGUGGAGCUGAGAAGACAGUCACUCCUUAUGACAUCUUUCACGUUACCCUUUGUCAUUUGACAACAAAAACACUGAUUAGUGCAGCUUUAAAAGUGUGUUUUCUGCACAAACAGGUCCCAGAGUACUGACCUGAGUUAUCUUUUUUCUAUUUCUUUAUAAUAUCUGACCAACUACUGUUGUAAAAUCAGGUUUGGGUAUAAAUGCCAAGCAGGCAGCACAAUCUCUGAGGGCUCAGAAAUACCAAAUCCAGACCGGAGUAUCACCUGAGUGAAACCAAAUGAUUUGAGAAGCGAGAGAACUUGCACAGUAAUUGUUGUCAUUUCGAGUCCGAACAAAUUUAAAAAAAAAAAGUCUUUUAGUGUAAUCAUUUAAAGAGUCGAAAGACAAUCCACAAGACAAAUGUUGCCUUCUGUUUUUGGUUGAGGCCUUCCUGUUGAUUUUAUGUUUGAGAAACAGUUUACUGAAUGUUAAAGUUAGAUGAUCUUCCAGAGAGCAGUGGGUCCAUUUGAAGCUCAAAACUGACUGAUUGCUCAUAAAUCACAGCGAUGUGAGGAUUUCUGUCCUCAGUGAGGAGUCCUUCUUACUGAAUAUCCCACUGGUCACUGAAAACAGAUGAUUGUUUUUGAUUGUUACAGAUUGUCUGCUUAGAGAAAGCACAAUGUAAGAAGGUCACUGUAUGCAAGAUGCAUGCAACACGUGUGAACCUGUGUGUGUUAAUCCAUUCUAUAGAGCCUUCCAGAUCACAGUAACCCAUGGCACUCACUGUGUUUGAGUGUAUUACAAUAAAAACAAUGCUUGACUUGAAA
This is a messenger RNA of Pelmatolapia mariae (spotted tilapia), 9153 nucleotides long. RefSeq names its product serine/threonine-protein kinase Kist-like. The record is from RefSeq and is a predicted model, not a curated record. The coding region runs from base 438 to 1760 and encodes 440 amino acids. The transcript has 9 exons. Gene Ontology annotation, molecular function: ATP binding; RNA binding; ribonucleoprotein complex binding. Gene Ontology annotation, cellular component: neuronal ribonucleoprotein granule; nucleus. Lineage: Eukaryota; Metazoa; Chordata; Actinopteri; Cichliformes; Cichlidae. Gene Ontology annotation, biological process: regulation of protein export from nucleus; positive regulation of translational initiation; peptidyl-serine phosphorylation.